Molecule: messenger RNA, 150 nt
Organism: Racocetra fulgida
Lineage: Eukaryota; Fungi; Glomeromycota; Glomeromycetes; Diversisporales; Gigasporaceae
Source: the annotation of a GenBank genome assembly
UUGGACUUACUAUUCUGUGGGAUGCUGAAUCUGUAGUAAAAUUUGUUACUGAAAUUAAGAAAUUGCGAAAAUGUUUAGAGAAGAUUGAUGCUAAUUUUGAGUUGCUGGCCAGUCGGUUUGAUGAUGGAGCUCCACCCGAACCAUUAAUCA